Messenger RNA from Salvelinus sp. IW2-2015, 1834 nucleotides. RefSeq names its product GTPase IMAP family member 4-like. The record is from RefSeq and is a predicted model, not a curated record. NCBI's taxonomy places the organism in Eukaryota, Metazoa, Chordata, Actinopteri, Salmoniformes, Salmonidae. Gene Ontology annotation, molecular function: GTP binding.
UGCACCAUGAUCAAACAUGUAUGAGAUGCCAUUACGGGUUAACGUUAUACAGGAAACAAAUGUGAACCUCCCAUGUCACCUGUAGUCAGACUCAAUGCAUAGGUUGACAGAWAAUCGACUUUGUGGGGAUUCAUUUCGUUUCGGAGUCGGUUGGAUAGAAGAUCCUWCAGCCACUUGGUUCAUUUGAAGACAAAGAGCGUCCUCCAGGAGAAAGAGAUGACAUCUUCGUCUGGUACAGUGGAGAGGAAGAGGAGAGUUAGCAUUUCAGUACCUCCCGACAUGUCUGAAGAACCAGAUAACUCUGAUCUGAGGACUGUUCUGCUUUGUUCGGUUGGAGCAGGGAAGAGUGCAACAGGAAACACCAUCCUUGGGAGAGAGGCCUUUAAAGUGGACUCAUCUCCUGAGUCGGUCACCAAAGCAUGUGAGAAACAGAGUAGGGAGGCAAACGGGAGGAAGAUUGAAGUGUUGGACACCCCAGGACUGGGCGAGGACAGGAGAAGUGAGAUAGCCAGAUGCAUCAUGGACAAGUCAGUCCCGGAACCCCAUGUGUUCCUGCUGGUGGUAAGGUUGGGGGUAAGGUUGACAGAGGACGAGAGGAACACUGUGAAGUGGAUCCAGCAGAACGUCRGAGAAGAUGCCUCACACUACACCAUGAUAUUAGUCACCUGUGCUGAUUCACCCCGACUCAGAGGAAACACAGUGGAUGACUACGUGAAACAGAACCAAGACCUUCAGACACUCAUCGACAGCUGUGGAGGCAKAUAUCACUCAUUUAAUAAUGACGAUAGGGAGGACCACAAUCAGGUCACAGAGCUGCUGGAGAAGAUAGCAGAGAUGGUGGAGGUGAAUAAAGAGGGGAGCUACACCAACAGGAUGGACCAGAGUGCUCAGASUGACAUCACUGCCCAGAAGAUACAGAGCAGGUCUACAACUUGGGGCACUACAGCAGCAGCUCUUCUGGCAGCAGCCAUUACGUUGUUAAUACUCUCAGGAGUAGUGAGAGUAGCGGAACCAACAGACCUAGCGGAACCAACAGUAGCAACCGGACCAGCAUUGGGAUUAGCGAAACUAGCGAGAUCAAGAGGAAGAGCUGGACCAGCAUUGGUAGUACCAACAGAAGUAAUGCGAGCAGCAGUCAGACCAGCAUUGGAAKAAAUAAAAGGCAUAUUGGGAGUACUAGUAGGGGUAGCAGGCGUAGCAUUGGUAGCACUAGCAGGGGUAGAUGGACUAGCAUUGGUAGUAGCAGCAGGUAUGGCAGGAGUAGCAGGGUCAGCAGUAGGAGUUGCAGGACUAGCAUUGGGAGUACCAGCAGGAGUAGCAAUAAUAGCAGGAACAGGACUAKCAGGAGUGGCAUUAGUAAAGAUUUUCCAAUGGUAUCAAAAUAGACAGCAUAAUGGACAGGAGAGGGGUGGAAAACAGAAAGCCUCCUAAAAUAAGUACAGAUCUGGUUAACAACAACACAAAGAAGAUACUAGAUGUGAGAGUUCUGAAGUGUAAAAUAGGUUACAGUCUGGGUAGAAUGGCUGGGCGGUAACACAGUGGGUAUGUCUGCAUGAACAGAAAGAGAGGGUAGCCUUUUAUUGAAUAGAUGGUUCAGACGGUGUAACUGUUAACGAAAUGAUGGUGAUGUCAAGGAACAAACAAAAACACAAUGUUGAUGCAAAACCCAAAAGGAAGUACUCCACAUGCUAGUGUUACACAAUGACCAAAUAAGAGAGGUGCACAACAACCAGGAAACAAUAUCAACCUACAUAACAGUACAAACUACAUACCUGACAUUUACUCCUGAGGUGCUGACUUGCUACACCCUCGAUAAUUCUUGUGAUUAUUAUUA